Messenger RNA from Melospiza georgiana, 724 nucleotides. RefSeq names its product vesicle-associated membrane protein 5-like. The record is from RefSeq and is a predicted model, not a curated record. Lineage: Eukaryota; Metazoa; Chordata; Aves; Passeriformes; Passerellidae. Gene Ontology annotation, cellular component: plasma membrane. Gene Ontology annotation, biological process: Golgi to plasma membrane protein transport. The transcript has 3 exons. Bases 40 to 399 code for a protein of 119 amino acids.
CCGGUACCGGCACCGAGCCCGGCCCGCGGAACCGGGACCAUGGCGGGGCUGGAGCGGUGCCAGCGCGAGGCCGAGGAGGUGGCGGAGCUGAUGCGACAGAACGUGGCCAAGGCGCUGGAGCGGGAGGGACACCUGGAGCAGCUGCAGAGCCGGGCCCAGGACCUGCGACAGGCGAGCGAGGCCUUCACCCGCACCACGCGCACGGUGGCGCGGCGCCAGCGCAGGAGGCACCGGCGGUGGCACCUGGUGGCCCUCGGCCUCGGCCUCCUCCUCCUCCUCAUCCUGGCGCUGGCCCUGGCGCUGGCCCUGGCGCGGGCGUCCCCCGGGGCUGCCACCAGCGCUGUCCCCACGCCGCAGGGCGGCACCCAGCACCCCCCCAGCACCGCGGGCACCCUCUGAGGACAAGGAACAAACGGCAGAGAAACAGCCGGGCUCGGGGGACGCCUGCAGGGACAGCACUGUCACCCUGCAGUGACACUAACACACCGGCGGGACAGCCUCCAGGAGACCCCACAGCCAACCGACUGCAAAAUCUGCUCUGAAGAGACCCCACACCAAAAACCCAGCCAGCCCCACGCGAGGGAAACAGCGCAGCGAGCACAGCGGCUCUGUGGGGAGAGCGAGAGCCCAGACCUGGAGCGUGGACCUCGGGGAGAGCCUGCAAGGAAUGAGCACCAGGAUCUGCUCUGGGGUCACAAUAAACAAACACCAGGAUCUGCUCUGG